This is a messenger RNA of Oryza sativa Japonica Group (Japanese rice), 1261 nucleotides long. NCBI's taxonomy places the organism in Eukaryota, Viridiplantae, Streptophyta, Magnoliopsida, Poales, Poaceae. The record is from RefSeq and is a predicted model, not a curated record.
AUCAUCAAUCAUUUUGCCUUGGCACAUCUAAUAUGAUAAAACAGCCACAUAUUAUAAGGUUUUUGAAGUAGUAUAUUACUUUUGAAACAAAUCUCCAUCUCAAGUCACCAAAACAGUAUAAUAGGAUGAUUAUAAUUGACGAUUUGACGUUUCCAUACACAACUUGCUUUGUGCAGAUUAGUCAAAAGGAUGAUAGACUCGUAACAUUGACCAUGCAUGAUCCUGUGCAUGACAUGGCAAGAUCAGUCAUAGAUGAUGAAUUAAUUGUUCUAGAUGAUACGAAAGAAAAUAAAUGUGGGCAAAGCACUUACCGCUACGUAUUCAUCACCAACUAUGACAAGCCAUCAAAGGAAUUCUCCAUGAUUUUACAUGGAAAGAUAAGGGCUCUCCAUUUGGUGGGUUGUAGCAAAACAAAACUCAAUGAUGGAGCAUUUUCAUCUGCGAAGUGCUUGCGUGUCUUGGAUUUAAAUCAUUGCUCUAUACAGAAGCUUCCUGAUUCCAUCUAUCAACUGAAGCAGUUGCAAUAUCUUCAUGCGCCACAGGUUAGAGAUGGAGUGAUUCCUGAAUCUAUUAGCAUGUUGUCAAAAUUAAAUUACCUCAACCUCCGUGAAUCUCCUAAAAUAUCGAAAUUACCCGAAUCAAUUGGCAAGCUUGAGGCUCUGACGUACCUCAAUUUAUCAGGCUGCUCUCAUCUCGUAGAAUUUCCAGAAUCGUUUGGGGAACUAAGAAAUUUGGAGCACCUUGAUUUAUCAGGCUGUUCUCGACUAGUAGAAUUGCCAGAAACAGUUGGAAAACUUGACGCUCUGAUGUACCUCAAUUUAUCAGGGUCUAGAAUAGUAGAAUUGCCAGAAUCAUUCAGGGAACUAAAAAAUUUGGUGCACCUUGAUUUGUCAAAUUGUACUCAUCUUACAGAUGUAUCUGAACAUUUAGGUAGCCUCAACAGGCUGUAUAGACCCCGAUUAUAUUCAAGGUGCUUAGUUGCUUACCCUCGCAGAAGAAAAAUUCAAGGUGCUUAUCUGAAGUUUUGGGUAGCCUCACCAGACUGCAAUAUCUGAACUUGUCUUCAGAACUCUCUAGUGUUCAGAAGGAAAAUGAAGCUUCACACAUUCAUAUGCAAAAUGUGAUGGAUGCAAUAUCAAGAUUAGUGUAUUCAGAUUCAGGAUAUUCAGCACGUGGGAUACUAUCAGAAGCUUUGGGUAGCCUCACCGAACUCAAGUACUUAAACUUGUCAGGGUGCCUUCUCAUGGUAGUAUUGCCUGGA